This is a messenger RNA of Oryza brachyantha (malo sina), 3400 nucleotides long. RefSeq names its product kinesin-like protein KIN-7G. NCBI's taxonomy places the organism in Eukaryota, Viridiplantae, Streptophyta, Magnoliopsida, Poales, Poaceae. Gene Ontology annotation, biological process: microtubule-based movement. The record is from RefSeq and is a predicted model, not a curated record. The transcript has 23 exons. Gene Ontology annotation, molecular function: ATP binding; microtubule motor activity; microtubule binding. The coding region runs from base 127 to 3090 and encodes 987 amino acids.
AAGCCCCCGCAGACCGCGGCACGCACGCCGGCGCACGAGUCGACGGCCGAGACGAAAAGCCAGAAGCCGCACCACGCGGCGGCGUCUCCGGGCCAGGCCACCCCACCCCCACCCAAAAAAAACCCAAUGCAGCGCGUGCCGUCGCCCAAUGGUGCCCCCCGCGCGCCGCCGCUAGGUGAGGGUCUCUUCUGGUUGCACGCACGCCCGCGGGGGUCAGGUGGUGGUGGGUGGCCGCCCAUGGCGUCGCGGCACCAGAGGGCUUUCCCGCCGCGCCCGUGCGCGGGGAAGGAGGCGGCCAAGGAGAGCGUCGCCGUCGCCGUCCGCUUCCGGCCCCUCAGCCCGUGGGAGGUUCGGCGAGGGGAGCAGAUCGCGUGGUACGCGGACGGCGUGACCAUCGUGCGGAGCGAGCAGAAUUCCAGCAUCGCGUAUGCCUAUGAUCGAGUCUUUGGACCAACAACAACAACAUGCCAUAUAUAUGAUGUUAUGGCUCAAUAUGUUGUUAGUGGUGCCAUGGAGGGAAUAAAUGGUACAAUAUUUGCAUAUGGGGUUACAAGCAGUGGAAAGACACAUACAAUGCAUGGUGAUCAAAGAUCCCCAGGGGUAAUACCUUUGGCUGUGAAGGACAUUUUUAAUAUAAUACAAGAGACCCCAAACCGAGAGUUCCUCCUCCGCGUAUCAUACUUGGAAAUAUAUAAUGAGGUUGUCAAUGAUCUACUAAAUCCUGCAGGGCAGAACUUACGGAUAAGAGAGGAUAUUCAGGGAACAUUUGUUGAGGGGAUAAAGGAAGAAGUAGUGUUAUCUCCUGUACAUGUUUUGUCCCUUAUUGCAGCUGGAGAAGAGCAUAGACAUGUUGGAUCCACUAACUCCAAUCUUCUAAGUAGCAGAAGCCAUACAAUUUUCACACUGACAAUAGAGAGUAGCUCCAGUGGUCAAUCCAACGAAGGGGAACCAGUUACCUUCUCUCAGCUGAACCUCAUCGAUCUGGCAGGUUCUGAGAGUUCAAGGGUUGAAACUACAGGAGUACGCCAGAAAGAAGGAUCUUAUAUCAAUAAAAGCCUGCUGACUCUUGGAACGGUGAUAUCAAAACUGACUGAUGAGAAAGCUACUCAUAUUCCAUUUCGAGAUUCAAAAUUGACGCGCUUACUAAAGUCAUCCUUGAGUGGUCAAGGACGUGUUUCUCUAAUUUGUACAGUUACUCCCACAUCAAGCAAUUCUGAAGAGACACAUAAUACAUUAAAAUUUGCCCACCGUGCAAAGCACAUUGAGAUCCAAGCAACACAAAAUAAGAUUACGGAUGCAAGAUCUUUAAUCAAGAAAUACCAAAAUGAAAUUCGUCGAUUAAAGGAAGAACUUGAACAGUUGAGAAGGAGUAUUCUUACUGGAUCCCCUUCAGAAUAUACCAUGCAAAAAGACAUGAUUUGUUGCAAACAAAAGCUAGAAGAUGAUGUCAAGCUUCAAUCUAGACUGGAACAAGAAGAAGAAGAAGAUGCUAAAGUUGUUUUUCUUGAGAGAAUAGAACGUCUAACAAAACUAAUUCUGGUUUCCACAAAGGCAUGUCAGACUACUGAAUCAUCUCAGCAUCGUGGCCCAAGGCGAAGACAUUCUUUUGGUGAAGAGCUUGCAUAUCUCCCAUAUGAAAGGAGAGACAUCGUACUGCAUAAUGAAAACAAUACGUUGUUUGUUCCUCCUGAAGAAUUUGGUGAAACAUUUAAAAGCUCCCCCAAGGAGGAGACGAAAAUUCAGAAAGGGCUCCUUAGGCUGAAACUACGGAAGUGUGAUACUGGUUCUACUAAUCUGACAAGUUCCGGUGGUGAAAAUCCUAGUUUGAUCAAAUCAUUAACUUCCCCUUCCACAUCUCCUGGCAUUGGAGUUUUUAAUGCCCCAUCAGAACAAAGGACGUUGGAUUAUAUGCUUGAUGAGAAUGUACCAGCUAAUCUGCUAUGUGUUGGCCAUGGAGAAUUUCCUUCUGACAUCCAUCCUGUCUGUGAAACACCUAUGGUCACUACAAAAUCAGAUCAUGUUGAUAUACUGAGGGAACAAUUCAAUAUUUUAUCAGGGGAGGUUGCAGUCCAUCAAAAUGUUCUGAAACGGCUAUCAGAGGAAGCUGGGAAAAGCGCAACAAAUGAACAGAUUGAAAUGGAAAUGAAGGUGGUCAAUGAUGAGAUUAAGCUCAAUAAGCAGCAAAUCGCAUCUUUAGAAAGGCGGAUUUCUCAUUCAAUAUCAGAUAGUCGAGGCAAGCAUGACAAUUUAGAACUCCCAAUGCCUUACAUUGAGAUACCUGAGCAACUCAAUGAGAAAGCAUUCAAACUUAAGAUAAAAACAGCAGAUAACAGAAUAAUGAAAGACCAACUUGAGCAAAAGGCAAGUGAAUGCCAGGAAUUUCAAGUAGCAAUUGCUGACUUGAAAGGACAGCCUUCCCAUGCUAGUGAAGCUAAUGUUCCGUUGUCAGAAAGAAUCACAUUUCAGCAAAACACAGACAUUGCCCAUGAAUCUGGAUCACAAGCUCACAAAAGAAAGCCAUUGCCCAGAGACGUAGCUGAUGAAUUUCUGGGAAAGACAUUACAGGAAGAGAUUGAAGAACUGAAGCAGAGGGUAUCUGAACUCAAUGAAGCCAAAGCUCAACUAGAUUCUCGUAACCAGAAGCUUCUAGAGGAAAGCACGCAUUCCAAAGACCUUGCCUUGGCUACUGGUGUUGAGCUGAAGUCACUAUCUGUGAAAGUGACCAAGCUCAUGAAGCAGAACGAGAGGCUUACCAGCGAGCUGUCACCUGGAAGACACUCAGCUCAAAGAAGAGUAACCCAUGGUUCGAGGGGUGCUAGGAGGGAAGGCCACAUUAAACGGUAUGAACCAGCUAAGAAAGGAGACAUGGAUGCAUGCUCCGGAAGGGAACAACGAGCUCUGGAGGCCGUGCUGAUGGAGAAGGAUCAAAGGCAAGCUGAACUUCAUGCGAAGAUUGAGGAGUCGAGGCAGAAGGAAGCCUUCCUGGAGGGGGAGCUUGCCAAUAUGUGCGCUGUACUGGCAAACUUGAAGAAAUCUGCGAGAAUGGACCAAGAGGAUUUCGAUGCCAAAUAUAAUGGAUCAUGGGCCUGAAGCCCUGCAGUGGAUCAUGGUAGAAAACAAAUCGUCUGCUCUCCAGCAAUAUGCUUUGCCUUGCAGGGGGAGAUACUGAGAAUUCUGUAUAUAUAAGCAGCUAUACCUGGGUUCUGCUCUAGUCCCUGAAGUUUGCUGUUUGUAUAUAUAUAUGUAUGUAAGCAGUGUAAACUAUUUGAUUUGACCGUUCAUAUUGUAUUUUGAUUUCAGUCUCUCACUAGGUUGCAUGAGCUUGAUAUAAUACAAUACGAUCUGGGCUUUUUGGAAAAAUGCCACACUACACACGUGACACGAAGUAUAACACGUUUUU